AUGGCGUCUGCGGGUAAGCAGUUGAUGGAGGACGGCCUCAUCAGGAUUGCCGACGCCCUCCGCGGCCGAAGCCCACCAAAGUGGCCGGAGCAGGCUAUUGACAUCUUCUUCCGCGAUUUUUCCGACGAGGAUAUGGACCUUCAGCUGAAGAUUGCCGAGAAGGCCCUCGCGGACGACAACAAGGCCAUGAUCUUUUGCAAAAUGUCGCCGGCGUUGCGCAAGCACUGGGUCAAGCGGCUGAGAGAGUUGCACAACAACAGCCGCAACACGUAG
Messenger RNA from Colletotrichum spaethianum, 273 nucleotides. RefSeq lists its product as uncharacterized. The transcript has a single exon. Lineage: Eukaryota; Fungi; Ascomycota; Sordariomycetes; Glomerellales; Glomerellaceae. The record is from RefSeq and is a predicted model, not a curated record. Bases 1 to 273 code for a protein of 90 amino acids.